Caenorhabditis sp. 36 PRJEB53466 is the source of this 1452-nucleotide messenger RNA. Lineage: Eukaryota; Metazoa; Nematoda; Chromadorea; Rhabditida; Rhabditidae. The record is from the annotation of a GenBank genome assembly.
AUGGACGGCGGCUCUCGGAAAAAGCGGACGUUGGCAGAGCGCCGCGAAUCGGACAAGAUGCGGCAGAGGCGAUUCCGGGCAAAGAAGAGAGGCAAGUGGGAAGAAUAGUCGGAAGAUGAUUGAAAAAUGGUUCAGAAGAGGCACGUCUCCUGCAAGUGAUCAGUGGGGCGGCCGUGGUGACGACCGAGAAAAAGGAACGCGUGUAUUCCGGACCGAGGAAGACGGCAGAAGAGAUUCGGGAAACGAAUCGGAUCAGGCAGCAGAGGUUCCGAGCAAGGAAGCGGGGUAUGGGAGAAGAAGAUGACGAAUCUGAGGAGCUGAUGGAGGCGGAGGAAGCUGCGGAGCCCGUCCGGGUAGAAGCCGAAGCCGUUACUCCUGGAAACCCAGUCGAACUUUUGCAACGAAUUAUUCUUCAAGCCGCCAACGAAGAAAAAGAACGGCAGACUGAGAUCAGACGGGAGAAGGAUCGGAUCAGAAAGCGAAGAGAAAGGCAGAGAAAAAGGGACAUUGAGUUGAGAAAGGCAGGAUUGGAUCCAGCCGAUGUCAUGCAACAAAGUCAGUUUUAUCUUUCACCUCUGGGCAGUAACUUAUGUUCAUUACAUUUCAGAGUUCCAGGAAAAACUGGAGAAACUUGAGAAGGACAUGACGCAGUGGGAUAAAGUGCUGAAUAGGGAGAACGCAAAGGCCGGAGUGGCCAAUAUGACGGAGUCUCGGGAAUCUGAAGAGCCGGAGGCGGAGUCUCCGGAGAUGUUGGUGAAGCAGGAGGUGGAGGACGAACAUGACGUUGAAGAUGACGUCGAAGGACAGAAGCCGCCGGACGGCUUUCUGGAUGCCACGCAGUUCAUGUCUCAACUGGAACAGAUGGGACUGAUGAUGGGAUUGGCAACUCCGAACGGUGACAGCGCCCCUGUGUACGAGAUCAGGAACAUCGGAGAAUCUCAAGAAACGACUUCCUCCUCCACUCAUUCCAGUCUGCACGAACAUUCUACGACUCCGGAGAAGAAACCGUGGCAGAGAUGUACCACUUCGGAAGAGCGUCGGGAACGGGAAAGAAUGCGGAAGAGGAUGUACAGAGCAAAGCAGAAGUUCAUUUCCACGGGAAAACUCGAAAUGCAAUGGGAUCCGACACCGAUCAAACGCAACCCGAACGACGAUUCCGAGGCCGGAAUCACUCCGAUCCCUGAAUGGACGAAGAAUUUGUCAUCCGAACAGAAACUGGCCGCCCAUCGCAUUUACAAUAAGCGAUAUCGGGAGAGAAUCAAGAACGGCUCCGGGCUCAAUGCAAGAAGAAUCAGAGCGGAAGAGCCAUCGGAACAAAUCGAUAGUGACCUCUCCACUUGUGAGUUCCCUCAAUUCUCUCCUAAUACAAUUAUUUGUCCGAUUUCAGUGCCCCCCGAGAUCUACACCGAGAUCCUUGCUACUUUGAUAAACCAAAAUCAACAGGACGAGUAA